CAGAUAGCGGGCUGUAUUGGAGAGGCAGUUUAUUGUUUGGAGUAUUUUAUUUUUCUGUGCGUUUGCGAUACUUUGGAUAUUUAUCAUAUUUAUUUUCAAAUGAAUUUUUGCAGUUAAGAAUAAGGGAAUAUAUGAAAUGUUAGUUAGAAAAUAUUACUUUUUUUAUCAUAAUUAUAUCGAAUAUUGCAAGCGUAUUAAGACGGAUUUUUAAUCAUUUUUUGUAAUCACCGUUUGAUUUGUGGUAAAUAUAAUUAUGAAGUUUUUAAAUAACAUUGAAUCGCAUGUGUGAAUGAAAACUCGUAAAGGGAAUUAUUUUUCUUCCAAAUUGUUUCGCUUGUCAUUAGUUACACGAAGACGAUUUGUUCAUUUCUUUAAUCUGUAGAAAAAGAUGACUUUGUUCGUUUACGUUUAAUAGCGUAUGAGGAUUAUAAAGCCGUGAAGACCGCCGAGAUACAAGGCUAGUGCUUGCCUGUCGCUGUUCCUGGUCAGAAGAGUUCAGAUUUCUAUUUGGUAUCACCUGCCCAUGCCGUUCUACAAUGACAACUAUGUCAAAGGUAUUCGAAGAAAGAACUGACACACUUCAAGGGAAUGUGAUCUCGUUCCUGUACAUUGUGUGUACUUAGAAGCUAUCAGGAAUUUCUCUGCCGAAGAAGGUCCUACGUUUAAAUAAGGAAUUUGAAACUGCAUUUCUGAAAUAGUGUUUUGGAUAUAUAUUUUAAAUUUGUUGAUAAAAUUUGUGUCGAUAUUAGAUUUCGAUGAGAAAAAUACCUAAUAGUUAACAAGUAAAACAGGGAGAAUUUUGAUAAUGAUUACUGUAGAACAAUCAGAUAGACAUUUUACAACCCGUCUCAAGGUCAAGUAUGAGGAUUAUAAAAACUUUGAAUGAAGCGACGAUACUACCAGACUGUUUGUCAGUGUACAUCAUUCCGAGGCUGAUCAUCUCAUUGUACGUCAUCACAAUUGGAUACAAAACCGUUUCUGGUUCAAGAGUAAAGACCGUUGCACAGUUACCAUCGUUCAGAGAAACACAGUCGAAUUAUACAUUUCUAGCGAGAGAUUCAGCUGUCCUCUUCUGCUCCAUACAAAACCUUGGUGCCAGAACCGUAGUUUGGCGCAAGGCAACCUAUCCAAAUCCACUUACUGUUGGAAAAAUGACUUACGUGCCGGACGACAGAUACCAGGUCCAUCAUAUCCCUGAGAGAGGAGAAUGGAACCUGAAUAUCAAAAACAUACGACUCAACGAUUCCGGCAUAUAUGAAUGUCAAAUUAGUACAAAAGAAAAAUACAUUCGUAAACUAAUACAGGUAAUAGUAAAAGAUAGGCCAUAUGCGGACCCAGCUAUUGGUAUCAACGGACCUCAGAAAAUAAGAAAGGGCGAAAUUCUUGUGUUAUCAUGUAACGCAACUGGCGGGAAAUCAGCGCCCGACGACCUUGACUGGAUCAAGGACCACCGGAAACUAAUAUCGGACAAAUCGGGAAGAAUAAACAUUACAAAACACAUAUCAUAUGUCACAAACACUAUUAUAAGCAAUUUGACAAUCAAACAAGUGGUGUCAAAUGAUGCAGGGGCAUAUGAGUGUAGGACAACAGAUGCGAUGGUGAAAAAGGUCAACAUAGAUGUCACAGGUGAAGGUUCAGAUAAGGAUAAAAGAACCAUUACACAGCACGCACCUGCUACAUCAUGUGCUACGACAUCAACUUUUGUGCUCUACGUUUUCGUAUUUUGUGUACAUUGCUCAUUCAGAUAUAGAAGUGUGUUACAAUUAUUGACUACAACAAUACAAUUCUGGAUAAUGUUAUUGCAUUCUAUCACGUCAUGAAAUAUAUUAGGAAAUAAAAUAUCUAAUCGUCUUUUGGUGUAAACAGUACACAGAAGGUUGCUCUAGUAUCCAGUGUAAACACCAAAAUUGUAUCUGAAAAUGGCUGGAAAUCUGGAAUAUAUCAUUGUUAAAUGGUACUGUGGUCUGAAUGUUAUACUGAAACAUGAGUUUUGAGUAUUACAAAAACGAGUAGAUUUAUACCAGGGCUUAGGAAUGUACGAUAAUAACAGACAGUUACGAUCUAACACGUUGUAUACUAUUGAUGAAUGAUGCGGAUUACAAGUUUACACAAAAAUGAACAGACUAUGUAUUUGUACUGGUUUUAUGGUAUUUGUUAUUACUUAAGUCUUGAUUUUCUGUUUGAUUGAUACAUUUUCUAACAUUAAGAUUUGUUUAUUCUCUUCCCUAUCUGACUGAUUUCAGUAGAGCCCAAGAUAUGACUAGAUGACAUUUGAGCAAGUUUUUCACAUACCAACACGAUGGAUUUCUUUGAUUUGAAUUGAAUUCCUUUGGCAGGACAUAGUUGCAAAUAAUUACACUGUCGUACACUCAGCGAAAAAAAUAAAUAAAAAUUCGUACUUAAUAUUUCAACGGCUGUUUUAAAUUCACAUUGAAAAUAUGAAAUUGCAUACGGGUUGAUUUAUAUUUUCAUGGGCAUUUGUAAGUGGCAGUAUCAGGAAUAUCGUUGAUAUGAGUUAAUCUUUACAUCUUUCGAUUGACAUUUCAUUCAUUUUCGUAGUUAUCUUGCCAAAAACUUAAUGGACCCAUGCUCGUUGCCAUAGACUGCAUUAUAUUUGUAAAUGAGAUGAUUUUUUAAUUAAAAAUACGUAACAGGAAACAAAUCUUCUAAUAAGUGGAAACAUUUCCGUAUCAUGCAACUUGAAGAUAAAUACAAUAUUUCUUGCUUUGAUUGAUAGUGUAUGUACCCCUUUGUUUUGAUCUCUUUAAUUCAAUGAUAUAGACUGCAUAUUUCAUUUCUGUUUUAAAUACAAAUAUAUUUAUCUAUAAGAAAAUGCUCCAUUUCUUAUGCCGAUAUGUUUGCUAGACGAAUUAUCAAAAUGCCAUAAGUUUCAUCGUAAAGCUGCAUUUAUUAUUUCACUCACCUGUUUUGGUUUACACAGGCUAUGAACUGAUCUAUCAUCCUGUAUGUACUAUUCCUUCAAUUUCAAACAUUGUGCAUUAUCUGUAUAACGUAACAAAGCCUGUUUAUUGUCUGUGAAUAAAUUCAUUACGCCGGCAGCACUGAAUUAUUUUAAAAGCAAGCACGGACAAAGGCCCAAUAGAAUGUAUGUCACUUUCAAAGAUCACAACCUCUCAUACAAGAAUUGCUGAAAAAAAGAGAAUAAUUUCCGAUAAGCGAAUGUUCUAUUGUAACAAAUGUGCUUCAAAACUACAUCAAAUUUAAUAUAAAUUGUUUUAUGUUUUACAGUUCCGCCAUAUUGGGUGUAUUAAAACGUUUCUGUACAGACGAGUUUCAGGUUUUCCACAGUUAUUUCUGUAGUAACCUUUCGAAACAAAGUUUGGACAUAAAACAUUUUACAUUUGUAACAGUCGCAAGAUAUUCGAAAAUAUAUACCUUAUUUCAUUCCAACGCAUUACGUAGGGCAGUAAAUAAACUUAUCUACUCGUGGCCUUCUGUAACUUAGUUCACACUGUUUCAUUGCCAAGAAAUCAAAGUAGAUUUAGUAUGUAAAAGUCCACUAGUUUCUACUGAUAAUGUUUUUAUUUGUUUGGUAAAUAGAGAAGAAAAAGGACAAACAUCCGAUCGAAAAAAAGCCAUUUACAAGCAAUGUAACAACACAUACAUGUAUCAAUAUAUUAUCAUGUAUAUGUAUUUAAAACGAAAUGUGUAAAUCAUUCGUAUGUUUAGAAAUAAGGAUCUGUGUAGUAGAUGUAUGACUUCGAACAACUGGUAACGGUUGCGUUUUCUCUUGACAGUGUUUCUGAAUAUAAACUAUUUUGUUAUUUCACGGGUUUUGUAUAGUUGAUAUUUUAAAUAUAUGUGUAUAUCUGUCGCUCUUUAUUUUUGUUGAAAUAUAUGUAUAAUUUGUAAUUGUGUGUAUUGAGAACAAGCACAAAGUGUUGGUUGUAAAUAUUAUUUUAUAGACAUAAUAACAUAUGAAAUAAAAUAUGUUCAGAUUUA
Molecule: messenger RNA, 3963 nt
Organism: Mercenaria mercenaria
Lineage: Eukaryota; Metazoa; Mollusca; Bivalvia; Venerida; Veneridae
Product: zwei Ig domain protein zig-8-like
Exons: 7
Coding region: 861-1820 (319 amino acids)
Biological process (GO): synapse organization
Cellular component (GO): neuron projection membrane
Source: RefSeq, a predicted model, not a curated record